Jaminaea rosea is the source of this 1094-nucleotide messenger RNA. RefSeq names its product Prefoldin, subunit 3. Gene Ontology annotation, cellular component: prefoldin complex; cytoplasm. The record is from RefSeq and is a predicted model, not a curated record. NCBI's taxonomy places the organism in Eukaryota, Fungi, Basidiomycota, Exobasidiomycetes, Microstromatales. The transcript has 3 exons. Gene Ontology annotation, biological process: protein folding; microtubule-based process; tubulin complex assembly. Bases 67 to 651 code for a protein of 194 amino acids. Gene Ontology annotation, molecular function: tubulin binding.
CUUUCGAUCCUUCUCUUCUUGUCCGUCCACCCAUCUUCCCAGGAGCAAGCGCUGCAAUUGGACAAGAUGGCGUCCACCUCACAACCAGCUUCGUCAAUGAAGCCGGAGCUCAAGUCCUCACCCUCAGGCAUCCCGCAAGCGCCCUUUAUCGAAGACGUGGAGCAACACCUCGGAGGAGCAGACGCUGAUGUUACACCGACGCUGCAGAAGUUCCAAGAGACAAUGCAAAAGUACAAGAUCAUGGAGGCUAGUACCUUCCAGAGGAGUAAGAGCCUGCAGGAGAAGAUACCGGAUAUCGAAAAGACAUUGAAGAUGGUGGAGCAUUUGAGGGAUCUCAGGGAAGCGGACCAGUCCCUCACGACUCACUUCGAGCUUCACGACACUCUCUACACCCAGGCCACAGUAUCACCACUCACCCACGUCAAUCUCUGGCUGGGCGCAAACGUCAUGCUGUCGUACCCGCUAGAUGAGGCACGCGACCUGUUGCAGGACAAGCUGGCAACGGCAAAGAAGAGCCAAGAGGCGGCAAAGAAGGACUUGGAUUUCCUGCGGGAUCAGAUCACCGUCAUGGAGGUCAAUACGGCGAGGGUGCAUAAUUGGGAUGUCAAGAGGAGGAGAGAGAGACGAUUGAAGGAAGGCGCGGAAGAAUGAACCAUGGUGCGACAGAGUCAAUUGAGACCACUAGACGCAGAGCAUUGCGACGUGAAGCGUGACAGCAGUAACAUGCGAUUGGUCGUUGGUCAUCGAAGCAUUGAUACAAGGCGGAAGGCGAGAAUGAGGGAUGGGCAAGGGGAGUGGGAGAAGUGCGAACCGAGAGAAAGGGGCAAAGGGUGAUCGACAGUAGAGAGAAUCGCGCACGGUGAGCCAUCCGUCACGGCUACACCAUCCCCACCCCACCCCAAUGCCCUCUGAUUCUCCUCGCCAGUUGGAUAUCUCGCUGCAUGAUCGUCACUCGUCUUGCGUGGAUGGCGCACAAGUUCCUGUCAGUGCGGAUAAGAUGAGGCCGGUGGGUCAGUCAGCAGGUCACCCUUAAUCAGCUUGACCUCGUCGUGUUUCGCGCACACUCACGCAUCCUCAAACAAAUGCACCAGAUA